Messenger RNA from Trachymyrmex septentrionalis, 1462 nucleotides. RefSeq names its product pyrroline-5-carboxylate reductase 1, mitochondrial-like. Gene Ontology annotation, biological process: L-proline biosynthetic process. Gene Ontology annotation, molecular function: pyrroline-5-carboxylate reductase activity. Lineage: Eukaryota; Metazoa; Arthropoda; Insecta; Hymenoptera; Formicidae. The record is from RefSeq and is a predicted model, not a curated record. The transcript has 9 exons. The coding region runs from base 406 to 1380 and encodes 324 amino acids.
CUGGUUAACUCCAUUUUUCCUUGAUGGACUCAUUGAAGUGCCGAGUGCUUUCCAUUUGGGGUGCGUUUGGAGAGACACUAUCAACGCCAUUUACGCCAUUCUAUCUUCAUUGUUCAUCAGACGUAAAACAAGGAUAGAAUUAUAUAAAUAGUGCUAAUAGUGUCUCACCGAACGCACCCUUAGUGACAUUAGUUUUACGCAAGUAAUUUACUUAAAAAGAGAUAUAAUUGAGCGACGACCGCAAGUGGGGAGAAAUUACUGUUCAUUUGGAUUCCGAUUAGAUACUUGGAUAACAGAUUCUGUAUAAUCCUAAGAAGAAAACAAUUAAUAAAUAAAAAACGGAGAUUCUUGGAAUUUUUAAUUUAGCGAACUCUGUUUAUUUGUUACAUUAAUUGCUAAGCAAUUAUGAAAAUGACUGUCAGUCUGAGAACAGUGGGUUUUAUGAAAUUAAGUCAUCGUGUUCGACAGAGUCUAAACAUGCGCAAAUAUGUGAGUGAUCAGCAUCUCGCAGACGGCGAGGUGAAGAAACAAAAGAUACCGCUAAACAUCGAUACCAACAUGCUGAAGAUCGGUUUCCUCGGCGGGGGAAAAAUGGCCCAGGCGCUUGCUAAAGGUUUUAUACGAGCGAAUUUAAGCAAAGGCGAAAUGAUACUGGCUAGCUGUCUUCCAAAUGAUACCGGCAGUAUUGAAACUUUUAAGAAAAUGGGAUCAAGUACUGUUUUUGCGAAUAUACCUGUCAUCGAUUUCAGUGACGUGCUAAUCCUUUCGGUAAAACCGCAAGUUGUACCAAAGGUAUUAUCAGAAUUUAGAGUAGACGACAACAAGAAGUUAGUCCUUUCCAUCGCCAUGGGCAUCUCUCUGAAAUCACUAGAAAAGGCACUGCCAAAAGAAACGCCCGUGAUAAGAGUAAUGCCGAACACACCUGCAUUAGUUGGCUGCGGUGCUACGGUGUUUGCGCGUGGAAAAUGUGCGAGUGACGAAGAUGCGGAGAUCGCAGAAAAACUAUUUUGCUCCAUAGGCACCUGCGAAGAAGUCCCAGAAUAUUUCAUUGAUCCUGUAACUGCCUUGGCCGGUUCCGGUCCUGCCUAUAUAUAUAUGGUAAUCGAAGCAAUGGCCGAUGGUGGAGUUAAAAUGGGACUUACUAGGCCUAUUGCGUAUAGGCUCGCUGCACAAACUGUCUUAGGUGCUGGUGCAAUGGUCCUCAAGACAAACCUCCAUCCAGGACAGCUCAAGGAUGACGUAACUUCACCAGCAGGCUCGACCAUAGCUGCUAUUCAUCAAUUAGAAAAGUAUGGCUUAAGAUCGGCAUUAAUCACCGCUAUAGAGGCAGCAACACUUCGAUGUAAAGAAGUUAGUUUACAGGCCAACAAGAAUUCAUAAUUAUUGUUGUAUUGACAUUUUAAAGAAAGAUAUCAGGAGAUACGAUAAUUUCUCGAUAUAAAAUAACAUAGAUAACGUAGAU